Plectropomus leopardus (leopard coralgrouper) is the source of this 4132-nucleotide messenger RNA. RefSeq names its product RING finger protein 145-like. Gene Ontology annotation, biological process: ERAD pathway; proteasome-mediated ubiquitin-dependent protein catabolic process. Gene Ontology annotation, cellular component: endomembrane system. Gene Ontology annotation, molecular function: ubiquitin protein ligase activity; zinc ion binding. The record is from RefSeq and is a predicted model, not a curated record. NCBI's taxonomy places the organism in Eukaryota, Metazoa, Chordata, Actinopteri, Perciformes, Serranidae.
GCUAGGUGAGAUGAGCGGAUCGGCCGCAUCCUUUAAGUGUGAGGCGCUUCCAUCGAGAGGACCGUUAACUCGGGCGGUGCCGAGUUAAAAUGGUCGAUAUCCGACCCGAAAAGCAUCCCGAAACCGUUGUACAUAUUGCGAACAUCGUCCUUCAAAUUGCAUCCACUUUAAACAUCCCGUCUUAGUGGUCAGUUCUGCCUGCCGUUCAGAGGUUAACCUGAGGCCAUGGCAGUGAAGGACCGUGUCGAGGCGGUGCUCAAUGUGGGUCUGCGUGUUCCAAGCAUCAUGCUGCUGGAUGUCUUGUACCGCUGGGAUGUCAGCUCCUUCUUCCAGAAGAUCCAGCGCUCCAGCCUCUCCAACAACCCCCUGUUCCAGUACAAAUACCUGGCACUCUACCUGCACUACGUAGGUUACAUCCUGAGCUUGGUGCUCUUGACUCUGCCUCGUCAGCACCUGGUUAAACUCUAUCUGUAUGUCCUUACGGCCCUGCUGCUGUUUGCUGGUCACCAAGUCUCAAGGGAUUAUGUCCGCAGUGAACUUGAGUCUGGCUAUGAAGGACCUGUCUACCUGGAACCUCUCUCCAUGAACAGAUUCACCACUGCACUCAUAGGUCAGCUGGUGGUGUGUACACUAUGUUCGUGUGUGAUGCAGACCAAGAGAAUUUGGCUUUUCUCUGCUCACCUCCUCCCUCUGGUGGCCAGACUGUGUCUGGUUCCUCUGGAGACCAUCGUCUUCAUCAAUAAAUUCUCCAUGAUCUUCACAGGCCUGGAGGUCAUUUACUUCUUGGCUUCUAACUUGUUGGUACCAUACAACCUGGCUAAGACUGCCUACAGGGAGCUGGCUCAGGUGGUGGAAGUGUACGGGCUGCUAGCUUUGGGUAUGUCUCUGUGGAACCAGCUGGUCCUUCCAGUUCUCUUCAUGUGUUUCUGGCUACUGCUGUUCGCAUUGCAGAUCUACUCCUACUUCAGCACCAGAGACCAGCCUACCUCAAGGGAGAGGCUUCUUUUCCUCUUUCUUACCAGUAUUGCAGAAUGUUGUAGUACGCCGUACUCCCUGCUGGGUCUGGUUUUCACCGUCUCCUUCAUAGCUUUGGGAGUUCUCACACUCUGCAAGUUCUACCUGCAAGGUUACAGAGCAUUUAUGAAUGACAACACCAUGCACAGAGGGAUGACAGAAGGCAUCACCCUGCUGAUCCUUGCUGUCCAGACCGGCCUCAUUGAGCUUCAGGUCAUCCACCGAGCCUUCCUCCUCUCCAUCAUCCUCUUCAUUGUUGUUGCUUCCAUCCUGCAGUCCAUGCUGGAGAUAGCUGACCCCAUAGUGCUGGCCCUGGGAGCAUCCAGAGACAAGAGCCUGUGGAAGCACUUCAGAGCUGUGUCUCUGUGUCUGUUCCUGCUGAUCUUUCCAGCCUACAUGGCCUAUAUGAUCUGUCAGUUCUUCCACAUGGACUUCUGGCUGCUCAUCAUCAUAUCCUCCUCCAUCCUCACAUCACUGCAGGUGCUCGGCACUCUGCUGAUCUACGUUCUCUUCAUGGUGGAGGAGUUUCGAAAGGCUCCAGUAGAGAACAUGGAUGAAGUAAUCUACUGUGUCAACGGGACCUACAGAUUACUGGAGUUCCUCGUUGCGGUGUGUGUGGUGUGCUACGGUGUGUCAGAGACGGUGUUCGGGGAGUGGAGUGUGAUGGGCAGCACCAUCAUCUUGGUCCAUUCGUACUAUAACGUCUGGCUCAGAGCCCAGCUGGGCUGGCAGAGCUUCCUGCUCAGGAGAGAUGCUGUAAACAAGAUCAAAAGCCUCCCCACAGCCAGCAACACACAGCUGGAACAGUAUAACGACAUCUGUGCUAUCUGCUACCAGGACAUGAACAGUGCUGUGAUCACUCCAUGCAGUCAUUUCUUCCACGCUGGCUGUCUGAAGAAAUGGCUUUAUGUCCAGGAGACAUGCCCCCUCUGUCAUUCACAACUCAAGAGCCAAUCACCAACCACCACUGUCCCAAACCAAGAUGCCCCUGCAGCCAAUCAGAGCCCUGCAGGGCAGGAAGAAGCCACAGCUAAUAAGAAGCAGAGAGAUGACACUGUUUCAGAUGAUGGGAAGGAGGAGGGAGCAGGAGAGCAGGAGGGAGAUAAUGGACCUGCCAUGUCAGCUGGAGAAACUUCCUCCUCAUCUGGUGUGCCCUCGACUCCCCAACAACUGGCCAAGACGCCAGCGUCAUCAUCUUCCUCUUCUAUUCCUCCUUCCUUACUUGUGACUGAAUCUCAGAGCCGGUUGCUCACGGAUCAUCCCUCUUCGUCUGCCUUCUCUCCUUCUAACACAACGGACACGUCCCCCUCUCCUCCAUCUCUCUCCUCCUCCUCACAGCCACAGAUGACCCCUGCUGACCCUGAACCUGCUCCUCAGCUAAACCCAAGCUUCCUACUGGACAGCCAGGAGUCAUCUACUGGUCCAUCAUCACAGCUUGACCAGCCCACUUCCUCUAAGGAACAGUCGCCUCCUCCUUGCAGCCUCUGAGGCCCAUUGUAACACACACGACAUAUGUGCAUGCACACAUAAACACACAAUCUAAAUACUCCAUCUGCCAAUAUUUUGCCUAUAUUCUACUUGUCCAGCGGUUGGCUAUCCCAUCAUUUCUGAAAUUCAGCUCCACACCUCUCCAUAUCAAUUUUGAGAGAAAAAAAUCUAAAACAAUCUCUAAGCAGACAUCUAUUACUCAGUUGUCUUGGAACAGUUUAUCUUAAGUUAACUUUCACUCAAGCAAUGAUUUCAUUUUCUGUUCAACACAAAAAGGGGAGAGCAGUAAUCUCAUCUCAAAAAUUAUCGGUAGUCCUACAUCAUGUCCACAAAAUGUGAAAUCCUGAAUGAAACUGAAGUAACACGUCACUCCUAGCUUUUCACAUUGAUAUCAGGCCUUUGAUGACAUUUCUAAAAUCAUGCUUAUGUCCUUCUCAUUUCAUGUGAUGGUUACUCCCAUCAUGCCUUUGUUUGUGCAGCUUCACUCUCCUCGCUGUACAUUUCAUAGUAUUUGGGUUUUCUCUGUAGUCCUGUAUGUGCCAUGAUAUUUUGAGAAAUGGGUUAGAGGUUUAGAGAGCCUCGAUGGGCUGGCGAAAAUUUACAGCGACAAAGACAGAGCAUUUCAUAAAGUCUACAGAUUUCUCCAUUGGUUUUGAUACAGAUUUUCACUGUUGGGUGACAGUAGUUUUGUGUUUUGAUGAUUAACAGUUACUGAAUGUUGUUUCUUGAGGCCACCACGUGACCUGAAGCCUGGUGCUAAGCAGAGGAUAAAUGGUGUGGUCUAUUUAAGUGUUACAGUGUGAACAAAUCAAAGUGUUCACGUGAAAGAACUCAUUCAUUUCAUGUGUCAAGCUUUCUCUGUUAUAGUGCUUCUAUAUUUGAAUCAUACUUGUUUGGCUGGUCCCAGCAAAAACAGUUCUACUCCUCAUCGCCAAACUUUUGUAUUACUGUUAAAGAGAUGUUAUUUUUAAGAUCAUUUUUACAUUACUGCUUUAUAAGACAGCCCGCAGUGCAGACGGACUGAGAGGAAGACAGAGGAGGGAGAAAACAUGCCACAGUAUUUGUGUCUGAACCGUCGGCAUUGUGAGAAUGUGGAGUGUUAAUUUGCCCACAGAGCCGGCACGGAGCCCAAACUUUGUUGUCGUUGGCUUCCCUUCAUUUAUGAUACUCAUCCGCACUCAUCUUCCUGAGCUCAGCUGACUUCACAGACACUUUCAGUCACAUGUAACUAGUCCAUCCCAGGUUUGCCAUCGAGCCAGAGACUCAGGAGCCAAUCACCUCGCUCCAUCCACCUCCUUUAAAAACAAAUCACAUCAAAGCACCCUGUUUUCUAAGACCCUCACUACCCCUCUGCUGCUCAGUCACUUCACUUCAUCAAAUGUUACCAGCAAAUUGAGCCAUUUGGUAGGAAAGAUUUUUUUCCACAUAUGCUAGCACACACUCUUUCAGUCAGCUGUUGUGCUUAGCAAAUUGAACUGCACCUGGAGAAGCGUGCGUGUUGAAGAGUCUUGAGUGUUUAUAGAAAGACUAAAACUUGCGGCAUUCUGAUGCACAAGUGUUUGUAGAGAUUGCACGCUGCCACUGUUACCAUAGCAUUUAUUUGUUUGUCUCCAGUGUGCUCCAACCUUGC